This is a messenger RNA of Kluyveromyces lactis, 771 nucleotides long. Its product is annotated as 6-phosphogluconolactonase. The transcript has a single exon. The record is from RefSeq and is a predicted model, not a curated record. Bases 1 to 771 code for a protein of 256 amino acids. Gene Ontology annotation, biological process: pentose-phosphate shunt; carbohydrate metabolic process. Gene Ontology annotation, molecular function: 6-phosphogluconolactonase activity. Lineage: Eukaryota; Fungi; Ascomycota; Saccharomycetes; Saccharomycetales; Saccharomycetaceae.
AUGGUUUCCGUUCAUGAAUAUUCCAAUUCAAGUGAAUUAGCCUCCUCAGUGGGUGAAUUCAUUGUUGCAGAACAAAAUAAGGCCUUAGAGAGCCAUGGCAGAUUUAACGUUGCUAUCAGUGGUGGGUCCUUAAUCAAUGUUUUACGUAAAGCACUCGUCGAUGAUCCUUCUGUCUCUAAACAAAUACAGUGGGCCAAAUGGCACGUUUAUUUCAGUGACGAAAGAUUAGUUCCUCUUGAAGAUAAGGACAGCAACUACGGUGCUUUCAAGCAAGCUGUAUUGGAAGAAUUGACACGUAAACAGGUCAUUGGUCCUGUUGUUUACACCAUCAACGAAUCCUUGGUGCAAGAAGGUGGAUCGGAGAACGAAAAGGUAUCGAACGAGUACGAAAGUCUACUACCAAAGGAACCAUUUGAUUUGAUUCUAUUGGGAUGCGGCCCAGAUGGUCACACUUGUUCAUUGUUCCCAGGUGAAGCACACAAAUAUCUUCUAGAAGAGAAUAAACGCAAGGUUUUAUGGUGUCAUGAUUCUCCAAAACCUCCAAGUGAUAGAAUCACCAUAACUUUACCUGUUCUUUCCGCAAGUAAGUCUUUAGCUUUCGUUGCUGAAGGAAGUGGUAAGAAACCAAUAUUAGACGAAAUCUUCAACAAACAAAACCAAGAGUUACCAUGUACCAUUGUCAACAAGGAAAAUGACGCAAAGACUCGCUGGUUUGUCAAUUCAGAUGCGGUUGAAGGUCUUGGAUUACAUGCUGAAAAAUACUCUGCUUAA